CUGAGAAACCCGACAAAAGAACCGGUGGAUCUUGAAAGAACUCCUGUCAGGUCGAUAGGCACGUGCGGCAGCAAUUGUGCGCGUCUGUGGAACUUUCGGCUGACGACUUAAGACUACCCUUUCGGCUGCCGCCGUACCCUCCUUCAGCGUUUCGCCCGAUGUCUCCACCUCCGACCUUUCCUGACCAGGAUUGGUAUCGCCAGUCUGUCCUUCCGGUGUACCCAGCUCACUAUCACCAGCUGACACAAACGUAGACGCACAAGCUUCCAUCUCGAAGAUGUCGCCCAAGUCGAUCUCAGGCAGGCCGAGAAGGGAACCUUCCUCAGCCGCGCCGAUCGCACUCGCAGUGUCAGCGUCGCUCAUGGAAAAAUCCCCCAUCAUGCCCUCGCCAUCUUGGUUGAGUGGUGCUAAAUCCGUCCGUUGUUCGUGUUCUACUGGGUUGUCGGGGGGUUCGUCCACAUCAGCCUCGUCUUGCUGGACGCCCGACACGGUGCUGCCAAAAAGAGCGGCGCCGCCAUCAUCGGCUUCGACUUCGUGUGGGGCAUCCGCUUCCCCACUUGUGACUUCCUCCGCCGUCGUGUCUUCGUCUCCCACGCUAUCGGGCGUUCCCCGCACGCUGCUUCCGACCACCCCCACUUCGAUUGUGUCGCCGAUCUCCGCCGAACUUUGACCAGGUUCGGACGUUGAUCUCUUCCGUCGACGGCGUGUGACCCGCCGUCGGCGUCCGAUGCCGUGCAUCCCCUUGAAGAGUUCCGCCAGCUGGUUCGGAUGCACGUCAGUUCAAGCCGUUCAUGCAAACGGCAGAAGGCUUCUGUGCCAAG
This is a messenger RNA of Colletotrichum scovillei, 821 nucleotides long. RefSeq lists its product as uncharacterized. The transcript has a single exon. NCBI's taxonomy places the organism in Eukaryota, Fungi, Ascomycota, Sordariomycetes, Glomerellales, Glomerellaceae. Bases 278 to 670 code for a protein of 130 amino acids. The record is from RefSeq and is a predicted model, not a curated record.